AGACAACAACUUGCAGCAGUCACCGAAACACAACAAUGAUGCUAACAGCGUAAACAAAACCAACGUUUAUGCGCAGCAAACACAUAGCGGUAUGCACUCAUCAUUGCAUGCCAUUUGUUAUCCUCUUUCUCGGAAAACUCUAGCCGUUCGUUUGGUCGCUGUCAAUUCGAACUCAAGUAAUGGCUGAACAGCAGUUCUGACAUAACGUUCCACCUUAUUAUACCGCCUUGGUGCGAACGGUGCGAACCCAGGUUAAAACUGAACAAAAACAAAAUUGACCGAUUGCAUCGCUGUCAAUGUUGUUUGUGAACGAUAUUGCGAAGACGAACUAUCACAGCUGGAUCGAUAUAUUUCAUAUUCCGCAAAUCUUUGUUGAACUUUUAUUAGGAUGGAACGUUGUCGCGCUUGUGGAGAACCACCUGGUGAGCAUAACCAGCUUUCCGAGAAUCUGCAGAAAUAUUCCGAUAUAUUCUACAAUCUUACCUCCAUCCAACUGACGACUGAAGAAGAUCCAAAUCACCAACGAAUAUGUGCUAGUUGCCAUUGUAAGCUGCUCGAGUACAAUAGUUUCCGAAGUACUUGUCUACAGGUGCACUACAAACUGACGGAAAUUAAAAAGGAAAAUCUGCCGGAGAAAAAUGAGGGUGUAACGCUCGUAGAAGCGUUAAAAGUUGAGUUGUUGGAAAUUAAUGCUGAAAUUGAUACGAAUGAUAAGCCUAUACAGGACAAGGAGAAAGCGGAAUCAGAUCAUGAUUUUUAUGCCGUUGAACUGGAGUCAGAGCCAGUCGAAGAUAGUGUGUCAGACUGCGAGAAGCCUAAAAAGAAAACAAGAAUCCCAAAAAAUAAGGAUAGAAUCAAGGAAAAACCAUAUGGUUGUAACUUGUGUGAUAAAAAGUUCCGUGAUGAAAUACGAUUGCAGGGUCACUUGAGGGUACACCAGGGCUUGAAGCCAGCAUUGUGUACGUACUGCGGGAAGGAUUUUUCAAAAUACAACCAUCUCAAAGUGCACAUAACACAAAAGCAUUCGAAUGCAAAAAUGAGGUUCCCAUGUGACUUCUCCGGCUGUGAAAUGGUUUACGCCACAAAGCAAGGAAUGAUUAACCAUAAAAAGAGACACGAUCCGAACUUUGUUCCACCGGAACCGAAGCGGAGCGUGUGUGAUCAAUGUGGGAAAACAUUUUCUACAAAGGGAUCACUAAAGGCGCAUAGUUAUAUCCAUACCGGCAUAAGGCCAUUCCAGUGUACGAUUUGCGACAAACGAUUUCCCGACAUCCAUAAAUUGAAUGAGCACAUUAUGAGGCAUGAGGGAAUCAAGAACCAUGUUUGUUCUUACUGCGGUCAGAAGAAAACAACACUCAAAGAAUUAAAAGUUCACAUGAAUUAUCACACACGCGAGAAGCAGCAGUUCGCAUGUGAUAUUUGUGCGCAGACCUUCUCCAACAUAGCUAACAGGACUCGCCACAUCGAAGUUGUGCAUUACGGGGUAAAGGCAUUUUCAUGUUCAUUUUGCGAUCUUUCGUUUAGCAAAUCCUAUAAUAUGAAACGUCACGUAAUGACCCACCACAAAGAAAAAACGCACGAAUGUGAAUUAUGCGGCAAAAGCUUUAUCGAGCUGGUAUCACUGCAAAUACAUACGAAGACUCAUCGGGAGUGCAAACAGCAGAAAAGCACCGAACAUCAGGAUGUGAAUUCAUGCAUAUCAAUAAACCCUAUUGCAAGAUUUUCCUAA
Toxorhynchites rutilus septentrionalis is the source of this 1729-nucleotide messenger RNA. RefSeq names its product gastrula zinc finger protein XlCGF57.1-like. The transcript has 6 exons. Gene Ontology annotation, biological process: regulation of transcription by RNA polymerase II. The record is from RefSeq and is a predicted model, not a curated record. Gene Ontology annotation, molecular function: zinc ion binding; DNA-binding transcription factor activity; RNA polymerase II cis-regulatory region sequence-specific DNA binding. Lineage: Eukaryota; Metazoa; Arthropoda; Insecta; Diptera; Culicidae. Bases 389 to 1729 code for a protein of 446 amino acids. Gene Ontology annotation, cellular component: nucleus.